Prinia subflava (tawny-flanked prinia) is the source of this 2281-nucleotide messenger RNA. It is a transcript of the gene PIRT, whose product is annotated as phosphoinositide interacting regulator of transient receptor potential channels. Gene Ontology annotation, molecular function: phosphatidylinositol bisphosphate binding; transmembrane transporter binding. Gene Ontology annotation, cellular component: plasma membrane. The record is from RefSeq and is a predicted model, not a curated record. The coding region runs from base 147 to 545 and encodes 132 amino acids. Gene Ontology annotation, biological process: phosphatidylinositol-mediated signaling; positive regulation of cation channel activity. Lineage: Eukaryota; Metazoa; Chordata; Aves; Passeriformes; Cisticolidae. The transcript has 2 exons.
CUCCAUUGUUUAUUAGACUCAACAGAGCCCACAGGACAACACCCAGAGGGAUGCGGGGCUUGGGAUGAGCCUGGCUUUGGAGAAGGGGCCUCCUGCUGCAGCCAGCCCUCCCUGCUCCCCACGUCUCCUCCUCCAGUCGCAGCACCAUGGAAAUCCCCCCCAAGAGCCCUGAUGGGAGCGAGAUGUCGCCCCAGUCCAAGGAGCUGGUGACCAGCAACACGGGCAGCACGCUGUGCACGAGCUCCCGCAGCGAGUCCAUGUGGACCAGCGCCUCCAGGAGCAGGUGGGACAUUUACCACAAGCCCGUCAUCGUCGUGUCCGUGGGAGCUGCCGUCUUCCUCUUCGGUGUGGUCAUCACCAGUUUGUCCUGCUUCCUGACCAAGAACAAAAACGCUUACAAAAUGUCUGGCCCGGCUUUCCUGUCCCUGGGGCUGAUGCUCCUGGUUUGCGGCCUGGUCUGGAUCCCCAUCAUCCGCAAGAAGCAGAAGCAGAGGCAGAAGUCACAGUUCCUACAGAGCCUCAAGUCCUUCUUCUUCAACCGCUGAGGGCAGCCAGGACCUUCCCGAGGAGAUUCCCCUCCCCUCCACCAACCCGUGUUUAUCAGCCAUGGAAACAAACACUUUCUUGUACUCCCUAGGGGGUUUCACCCCAGUGUCUUCCCUACACGGCCUCCAGUGUGAAAAUGAACUUUGUACUUCAUCCAAGUCAUCCCAGGCUAAAAAGGAGCAGGAAUUUUCAACUGAGCCCAGCAAGGCAGGUCCAAGGCUCUGCAUCACCCCCCAGUCCAAAGAGGGGCCCAACGGCACAAACUGGGUAAAGCAAAGCCCCAGAGGAACCUGGGCUGAAGCCAAACCCCGAAGAAACCCAGCUCCCCCAGGAGGUCCUCCAGGAUCCAUCAGCACAGAGGAGCCAUCUGACAGGAGCCAAAAUUCCUUCCAGCUCCCUGAUUCACCAGAGAGGCUGGAGGAUCUGCACAGCACCAGGAGACACAGCAGAAGCAGAGGACAGAGAUCCUGCAGAGGGUCCCACAUCCUAGAGAAUAUCCCAGAUCCUACAGAGGGCACAGAUCCUGCAGAAAGGCACAGAUCCUACAGAAUGUCUCAGAUUCUACAGAAUAUCCCAGAUCCUGCAGAGGGGGACAGAUCCUGCCAAGUGUCCCAGAUUCUACAGAGGGUCCCAGAUCCUACAGAGGGUCCCAGAUCCUGCUUCUCCAGGCAGCUGGCAGGGCAGGGACAAGGGAAAUGUGUCUGGGAAUGGUCUGAGCUGUGGGAACUGUGCUCAGGGCUGAGAGCUGAUUCCCUCCCAGGAACUCUCAGCCUCCUCCUGGCCAUCUCUGCCUGAGCUCCCUCAUUUCUGAAAGCGGUGCCACAUCAGCAUUUCUGCCUGACAAUGUUGUCCAAGGUGCCUGAGACCUGAAGCGUUUGUGUUUGCACAGCCUGGCUGCCAGGGAGCUCGAGCUCACCUUGGCACUGGUGCCAGGCUUCCCCCAGCCUGUGACCAGGGCUGUGUGCCUGCAGAGCCUCUCCACCUGUGUGGGCAGAGCUGGAGGUGGCACAUCCCAUCCUGGCAGCUGGCACAGCUGGAUUAGGAGUAUUUGAGCACACAGAUCCCUUUGCCCCAGGCUCGGUCUGGCCCUGAGCUUUGUUUCCUGGCUGGUGCAGGCAUCCCUGGGCAGCCAGUGCCAGGUUGGUGACAGGGCUGUACAAGAUCUGGCACAGGACCCAGCAAAACUGUUUGUUCCUCAGCCAUCCCUCAUGUCAUGCUCUGCUGCUGUUUGCAGUCCUGCACUGGCACCAGCCUCUGCUCCUUCAGCUGCCACAGGCAGGGGAUGCUCACCCCAAACUCCUCGGGGCAGCUGCAGCCAGAGACUGCAGGAGGGACACCAGGAUCCAGGAUGGAAAACCAGGGAGCAACGUGAGGAGGAGCCCCAGGUCCCAGCUGGCUGCACAUCUGGGCACAGCUGGGAGCCCUGGAGCUGCACUGGGUGGAGAUGGCACCUGGAAACGGGUCCUGCUGCACAGAGCCAUGCUCAGCCAGGGCUGCCUGGCCAAAGGGGUGCUCCAGGAGGGCUGGAACUGCCCAAAGGAGAGAGGGAGCUCCUGCUGGCCACGAAUCAAGGGAGCUCCUGCCGGCCAGGUCUCACAGCCAAGGAGAAGGAGACAGUCAGUGAAAUGUUAAUGUGAUAAAAAAGUCACCGAGACCAAGGAUUGAAUUGGAUUCCAGGCUGGUCAUUUAUAACAAGAAUAUGAGGUUUCAUUAAAGGAAAACGUUCCCGAGGGAC